Molecule: messenger RNA, 836 nt
Organism: Chelonus insularis
Lineage: Eukaryota; Metazoa; Arthropoda; Insecta; Hymenoptera; Braconidae
Gene: eEF1beta
Product: elongation factor 1-beta
Exons: 3
Coding region: 127-786 (219 amino acids)
Biological process (GO): translational elongation
Cellular component (GO): cytosol; eukaryotic translation elongation factor 1 complex
Molecular function (GO): guanyl-nucleotide exchange factor activity; translation elongation factor activity
Source: RefSeq, a predicted model, not a curated record
GAAAUUCUAUCUUUUCUACCAUCUUGGUGCGUGAUUCCGGCGCUUCGAAGUGCAGUCAAAUUGUUUUUUUAUAUAUUAAUUAAAUUACUUUGAUAAAUAUUUAUUAAUAAAUUUUAAAAAUUAACCAUGGCCAUAGAAGAAUUGAAUACACCAAAAGGUUUAAAAAAUUUGGAUACUUAUCUCUCAGAGCGUAGCUACAUUGAAGGGUGGCAAGCAUCUCAAGCGGAUGUAGCAGUUUAUGAAGCUCUUCAAAAAGCUCCACCAGCUUCGAACCCUCACGCACUAAGAUGGUAUAACCACAUCAAAUCUUACGAACUGAAAAAACUUCCUGGAGUAAAAAAAAUACCAGCUGCAAUUGGUGGUGAUAGUGCCGCGGCAGCUCCAGCGGCUAAACCCGCCGAUGACGAAGAUGAAGACUUAUUCGCAUCAGAUGAUGAGGAUGAUGCAGAGGCAGCGAGAAUCCGAGAAGAAAGAUUAAAAGCCUACGCUGAAAAGAAAUCGAAAAAACCAGCUCUUAUUGCUAAAUCAAGUGUUGUCCUUGACGUAAAACCGUGGGACGAUGAAACCGAUAUGCAGGAGAUCGAAAAGAAUGUAAGAUCUAUAGUUAUGGAUGGUCUUGUAUGGGGAGCAUCUAAAUUGGUACCAGUUUGCCAUGGGAUCAAUAAACUGCAAAUUAUGUGCGUUGUUGAGGAUGAAAAAGUAUCUAUUGAUCAUCUCGUUGAAUUAAUUCAAGAAUUUGAAGAAUAUGUUCAAUCUGUAGAUAUCGCAGCCUUCAAUAAGAUCUAAAUGAGUUUUAAUGUUCAUUCAUAAACAAAUACAUAUUCAUUGUUUUUAAA